Molecule: messenger RNA, 3401 nt
Organism: Capsaspora owczarzaki ATCC 30864
Lineage: Eukaryota; Filasterea; Ministeriida; Capsasporidae
Exons: 2
Coding region: 81-3401 (1106 amino acids)
Source: RefSeq, a predicted model, not a curated record
AAACAGACAAGAGCACCUCAACCCUGUGAAUCACAAAAAGUCUAACAACAAAAAAAGCCCUCAGCAACAAAAAAAAAGUCAUGCCGCUCUUCCAUCCCGUCGAUAUGACGAAAAGUCUGAUCUAUCGCGCCACGGAAAUGAUGCCUGGCAUCGGAUUGCUCAAGCAGCAGCAAAAGCCUCAGCAGCAGCAGCAGCAGCAAGAGCAACAACAACAGGAAGAACAGCAGCGGCAGCAGCAGCACCAACAACGUCAGCAGCAGCACCGCUCGGAAACGCAUGAAUCUGAGCAGCGCCGCGCCAUCCCGACGCAAAUGGAAGGUGCGCACUUGGUUUCGCACGGCAAGGUCUCGCUCACGCCAAAGACGCUUCUCCGUACCAUCAUGCACCCUGUCGAAGCCCUGUCCGACAUCAAGGAGACCAUUGCGGAUGGGGCAAUGUACCUCCAAGAAGAGUACGAGCAGGCCGUCGCCUUGGACUCUGAGAGCUUUGAUGAGGAGGAUGCCGCCCAAUCAUCUCGCCCCGAUACCAAAGACGCCGCGGAGGAUUCUCACGUUCAGCAAUGGGACGGGCAUCGCAUGAGCCAAAAGCAGUGGCAAAAGCGCCGCCAGCAGGAGGUCGAGCACGAAAAGGCGCUGCCAACUGCGUUCAUGGUCGAAAAGAAGAACGCCGAUGAGCUCUCCGAGUCCUUCCCCGACAAGCUCCAGGCCAAGAUUGACGAGACCAAGACGCGUCGCAAGGCCCGGAAGCUGCAAAAGCAAAAGGACAAGAUGCAGGCGGCGCACAACAAGUCUGAGCGGGCGAGCCAGUCGCGCAGUCCUACCGUCGACCAGCAGCAGCAGCAGCAGCAACACCACCACCACGAGGCUUCUUCCCGCCAUAGGACUCGCAAGCAUUCCCAUUCCACCCAAGCUCAUCACACGGAGGACGAACAGCAUGAUGCACACGCGGAGCAGGGCAUCCAAGAGGGCCAGGGUGUCGAAACACCGACCAUCACAACCGAGACCCACGACAAGCAUGUGGACGUGCUCAAGGCACCCGCCGAGCAGAACGAGGCCGCCGAGGAGUCAGAGACGGUGACUGCCCAGGUCAAAAAGCUCGAAACUGAAGUCAAGGAAGCCUCCAUCAUGUUCAACCGAGCCAAGGAGAUGGAAAGCUUCUCGACCAAGGUUGCCGAGACCCACGACCGUUUGCGACUCCAGGCGCAGCAGCUGGCUCAGGAGGCAGACGAGCACUACAAUCUCGCCCAAGCGACCUGGCCAGCCAAGGAAUUGGAGCGUGACGCGGCCAUCCAGAACGAGUGGCAGGCCGAGCACGAGCGAGCCAGCUUCCACGAGCAGGCGGUCAAGUUUGAGAACGAGCGAGCGGCCGCCAAGGCUGAGGCGCUCCUGCACAAGAAAAAGUUUGAGCAUGCGACUCAACUCGAGAAGCGCCACAAGCAAGGCUACGAGAACGCGCUCGCCCAAGCCCAACUCGCGCGCAUCGAGCAGCAACAAACGGAGGUGACGGUCGAGCGCACCCUUCUCCAGCUUCAGAAGCUCAAGUUCCAGCAUCAGGAUCUGUCCAUUGACUUUGGCUCCAAGACGUUCAAAGUGGAAGUGCCCAUCGAGCGCAUCCAGGCAGCAUCCAUGGCGUCCAUCAAGGUUCGCGACGUUGCCGUUGCUUCGGACAAGGUGGUAGAGAAGCCCCGGCCCAUCAAGCCCGUCGAGGUCGAGGCCACAACAUCCAUUCACAAGGUGACUUUGCACCACGAGUCUGCAAGCGAGAAGCGCGCUGCUCUGGCCGAGGCCCGGCGCAAAGAGUCCUCGCAACAGCGAGAGGAGCUUGUGCAGCAGUCUUCCAAGUCCGAGGCCACUUCUUCUGUCAAGUCUAAGGAGAGCGAGCACGUCCAGCAAGACAAGCGUCAGUCGCGCGAAAAGAAGUCUGUUGAUCAACACCACACCGCUGCCUCCACUUCCGGUCAUCCGUCAUACUCGGAUGUUGUCAAGCACGACGAGGCGCCCGAGCAUCACGACAAGCAGCAAAGCCAGAAGCUUGACGAAACCAAGCCCAAGGAAGUGACGCGCAGCACGCCUGAUACCAAGAAGGCCGACACGUCCAGCAAGCCAGCCAACAAGGCCGACAAAGAUGUCAAGUCUAGCAAGGUCGACAAGUCCACCACAGAUGUCAAGUCCAACAAAGACGUGAAAUCCAACAAAGACGCCAAGUCCAGCAAAGACGCCAAGAGCGAGCAGAUCGAUGACGCUCCCGAGAUGACCCGCGAGACCACGAAGAGCGAGCCGAAGAAGCAAGAUGUCGUGCAAGAGGAGCAACCAAAGCAGCAGCCUGCGCCCUCCCGAGUUGUGCAAGAAGACCACGGAUCGUUUGUGCGUGCCGAGAUUGGUGACGUGCCCGAGUACCGCGACACUGGUAGCGUGCAGCUCGACGAGAAACAAGCGAUUCAGCUGAACGAGCAAAUGGCCGAAAAGCGCUCGCAGAUUGAGGGCGAGAAGGAACACAGACGUCACAACCAGCGACUGCAGAAGGAGGAGCGCGAGGAGAGCAAGCGGGCUGCCAUGAAGCACAAGCAAGAUGUCAAGCACAUUGUCAUGGAUGAGGAUGAUGCGAGCGGCGCCAGUGACUCUUUUGCUGCCAUGAGUGUCCCACCCCCGUCGAUGGACACUGCCCGAGACGAGUUGCCGGAUUCUUCAAGCAAGCGUCAGGCCGACACCCAUCCAAAGGAGGACCUCAACAAGAACCUCGAGUCGCGCAAGUCGAAGGCAGACCAGCCCACCGAAGUGCACGAGAUGCCCGUCAAGAAGGAACGUGAGCCGCAGCGCCUUGCUCGCAUUCGUGCUGAAACGCUGAGGCAACACGAGCUUGCCCUGCUCCACAAGGCCGAGGAAGAAGAGGCCAGCAGGCGUGCCUCCAUGAAGACCCUGCCAGACCCCGCGACGGAUGCUGCCGAGAUCGCCAAGGAAGAGCACAUUGAGGAGACGCGGAUGAACCUCGAGCCGCGCAAACAAAAGACCGAGCCAGAUUACAAGCAUCCCCGAUCACAGCCUACGACAAACCCCGCAACACGCUACGAACUCGUCCUCCAGACGUCAAGUUCGCACGGCAAACCACGAGGCCCGCCGGCACACCUCCCUGCCGAUCAGCUUGGCGUCCGCGAGCAGGCGAUCGAGCAGGCGCAAGUGUCUGGCCCUGCCAUUGACACGGUCGACCGUCCGUUCGAAACUGGCGCGGAGCUGCAUCAGCGAGAGUCGCACGACGAGCGUCCAGUCGUUGAGAAGGCCAAGGAACUCGGGCACUCGAAUGUGGUUCAAGACACGCCUCAGCAAGGCAAGCAUGCAGUGGUUGAGGAAUUGCCCUUCCCCCAAGAGCUGCUGAAGGCUACAAACAAGAGCGCACGUUCCCAGUAG